AUUUAUUUAUUUUUCUUCCUUUUACUUCUCCUUUAUCUUACUGCCUUGUUUAUAUAUAUAUAUAUUUCCUUUCUUUUUUUUUAAUUGACAUUUAAACUUAUGUAUUUCUCUUUCAUCUGUUAUUUGGCAUUAGCAUUGUUGUUAUGUUCAGCCAUUGACGCUUACCGUAUAGGCACUGGUAUUUCAGAUAUCACUGGGCCUGUUACACAAGUCAUGCUGAUGGGCUAUGCUGUUCUCGGGCAGACGGGACAAGGCAUUCUCCAACGCUUAUGGUCAAGAGCAUUUAUUAUAGAAGACAAAGACAAAAACCGAAUUGUUUUUGUGAACACAGAUACACAGUCAAUGGGAGACAUUGUCAAAAAGAGAGUCGUACAAGAACUACAGCGACAAUUAGGAUCUAAGCUAUAUACCGAAAAAAACGUCAUGCUCUCCAGUACACAUUCGCAUAGUGGCAUGGGUGGUUACUUGCAAUACACUCUUUAUGAAUUUGCCUCUUUAGGAUGGAUAGAAGAAACAGUUAGACCGAUGGUAGAUGGCAUUAUACAGUCUAUCAUGAAAGCACAUGAUCAUCUUGAAGAAGGAUCAAUCACACUUUCUCAAGGAGAACUAUUAGACACAAAUAUCAACAGAUCGCCUCAGUCUUACUUGAUGAAUCCAAAAGAAGAGCGGUCACAAUAUAAAUAUGAUGUGGACAAAACCAUGACAACUUUAAGUUUCAACAAUAAAGCAGGUGAUGAUAUAGGGCUCAUUAGUUGGUUUGCUGUGCAUGGCGUAUCGGUCAACAAUACCAACAAAUUAAUCAAUGGUGAUAACAAAGGUUAUGCUGCUUAUCUUGCAGAGAAAAUGAUGAAUGGUCAAGAUGUAUUGAGUGGUCAAGGCAAAUUCGUUGCUGCUUUUGCUCAAAGCAAUGAAGGUGAUGUGAGCCCCAAUACAUUAGGCGCUUAUUGUACAGGAACUGAUAUACCCUGUGAUGGAACUCGCGACUUGAAAUGUCCCAAUGGAAGUAGUUGCGUUGGCAGAGGUCCUGGAUGGAAAACAAGUGAUCUUGAAUCAAACCGCAUUAUAGGUCAAAAUCAAGCACACAGAGCACUUGAGUUACAUCAUGCCAGAUCAUCAACACCUCUUGAAGGAAAAGUAGGAUUUGUUCAAAGGUAUUGGGACAUUACAAAAACAAUUAUCAUUGAUCAACAUGGGAAAUACACUCGACCUUGUUCUCCUGCUAUGGGUUAUGCUUUUGCUGCUGGUACAACAGAUGGCCCUGCGUUAGGUGGAUUUUACCAAAAUACAACGCAAGGCACAUUUGGUUGGAAUCUGAUUAAAAACAUGAUCAAGAAACCUACAAGAAAACAAAAAGAAUGCCAAGCACCAAAGCCUAUUUUACUUGAUACAGGAGAAAUAGAAAUACUUCACCCAUGGCAGCCAGAGAUUCUAGAUAUUCAACUUUUUAGGAUAGGCAAUGCAUUUAUUUAUGCAGUUCCUGCAGAAUUUACAACGAUGAGUGGGAGAAGAUUAAAGAACUCCAUUAAGAAAGCUUUAAUCAAGCAUAAAUUAGGUAAUCAAGAUACAGUGGUGAUUCACUCUGGCCCAGCAAAUGGCUAUGCAUCUUAUUGUACCACUUAUGAAGAGUAUCAACAUCAACGAUAUGAAGGUGCUUCAACGCCCUAUGGUCCUCAUACAUUACAAGCCUAUAUGAAAGCAUUUAAUGAGCUUGUGUUUAUGAUGGCCAAUCCAAAUAAUCACAGUUUUGUAUCCGAAGAUUUACCAGACUAUACUGAAAGAGGAUUCAAUCUAUCUCCUAUGUAUCGAUCUGAUCAGCCUCAUUUGUUUAGAUCUUUUGGUGAUAUUCUGAAAGACGUAUCAUCCACUUACUAUAGUGUCCAUUUGAUGCCUUCUCCUUUUGUUGUCUCUGCCAUAUUUGUCGCAAGUAACCCUCGUAAUGAUCCUAUGCUGGGUCAAACAUUCCUUACUGUGGAAAAAAAAGUGGGCAAUACAUGGAAAGUGAUAAGAACAGACGAUGACUAUGACACCAGGUUUAUCUGGAGAUACAAGAGUCAAGUAUUAGGCAUGUCUGAGGCUACUAUAGAAUGGCAUGUCCCUAACAAUGUAGAACCAGGCAUUUAUCGCUUGGGAUACAGAGGGAAUAAUAGACCACCCUUUAGCAAGAAACUGAUACCUCAUCAAGGUUAUUCUAGUGAAUUUGAAAUAAGUAAUUUGUAUUAAAAAAAAAA
This is a messenger RNA of Gilbertella persicaria, 2228 nucleotides long. Its product is annotated as Neutral/alkaline nonlysosomal ceramidase. Bases 100 to 2220 code for a protein of 706 amino acids. The transcript is spliced from 8 exons. Gene Ontology annotation, molecular function: N-acylsphingosine amidohydrolase activity. The record is from RefSeq and is a predicted model, not a curated record. Gene Ontology annotation, biological process: long-chain fatty acid biosynthetic process; sphingosine biosynthetic process; ceramide catabolic process. NCBI's taxonomy places the organism in Eukaryota, Fungi, Mucoromycota, Mucoromycetes, Mucorales, Choanephoraceae. Gene Ontology annotation, cellular component: extracellular region.